Molecule: messenger RNA, 817 nt
Organism: Ixodes scapularis (black-legged tick)
Lineage: Eukaryota; Metazoa; Arthropoda; Arachnida; Ixodida; Ixodidae
Exons: 2
Coding region: 88-528 (146 amino acids)
Source: RefSeq, a predicted model, not a curated record
UGCCGGCGGUGGCAUCGCGAUCGCCUCGUUGUUGUGCCGCUGCUCUGGCGUAGAACACCAAACAUUUUUUCAACGAUCUCUCGGACGAUGGCGCGAUUAAUGAUCAGUGAUGAGGCAACUUUUCAUCUUCUUUCGCUCGUUGAGCAGUACCCGUGUCUUUGGGAUACCGGCAGCGCUGAUUACAGCAAGACAAACCUCAAGACAUCAGUAUGGGAACAUAUCGGUAUGGAAAUGAUGGAGCGUUUUCCCCAGUUCGGGCCGUACAGUGCAGAUAGCCUCAAGCUACUGCUGAAGAACAAGCGGCGAACCUUCAGGGAGGAGAAAAAAAAGAUCCUCCAAACAAAAAGCGGCCAACCAUCAGACGACGUUUAUAUUGGGAAGUGGAAGUUCUAUAGGGCAAUGCUCUUCCUGGAUGCCAGCGAUGUAAAUCCAGGGAAGCGUACAUGCAGCGACAACUAUGGAGAAACCAUAGAAGAGGUGAGUGGAGCUUUAUUUCUUAGACAUCCCUGCAUUCAUUCAUUGGGAUAGUAACGCAUAAACGAGGGAAAUGUAAACAUGUACAUUUUAAAGGCAAGUUAAUAUAUGACAACAAACAAAAGCAAAAUAAUAAAGAUAAUGAGAUGUAGUUGAACAUGUUUUUGAAGAACAGUGUGUUGUUACACGCUUUCCUUUAUUCGAACGAACCACUGUUUCUACUGAUUGCAGUCGUAUAAUUACAGGACUGCGAGGGUUCUGCAGGAGGCAGCGACGUUUCAACCCCCAGCACUUCGGUCGAGCCAUGUUCUCCACCCUCCCAAGGGGACGCAAGUGCCGUCCG